UACACCAUUCCACACGUUGCUGCGCGACUGGUCGGCCUGGAAUGCAGACGCUCUCUCCUCGAGUGGUUUUGAAGGAAGGCUUUCUCGUCAAGAAGGGUCACGUGCGACACAACUGGAGAACGCGGUGGUUCGUCCUCUGUCCCGACGUCUUGACGUACUACCGACAGAAGAACGAUGCAACUCCUGCUGGUGAGAUCAAUCUGGGAGGAUGUGCUCUUGUCUGUCCAGUACCUGACUACACAAAACGUCCAAAUGUCAUUCGACUGACGACUGUCAACGGCACUGAGUUCUUACUGCAAGCUCCAGACACUGAGACUCGAGAUAGUUGGGCUGAGGUGAUCGGUGAUACGAUACGACAGCUGGAGCAAGACAAAACGAUUGCGAAUCCAAUGGUUGCUGAAUGUGACAUUUGUUCAACUCCUAGGCCAUUGCUUGAUGCUCAUAAUAGUGAACUGAUAGCCGCCAUGCAAGACCCUGAUGCCGGCGUUCCACUCGGCGAGCACAAGAAUCGACUGAAAACAUACAAAGACUGUUUUGCUGGUUGUGAGUUAAUUGAGUGGUUGUUGUCGUGGUCGUUUGUCACAUUGAGGGAGGAAGGAUGUCAAUUAGCAAACAGUCUGUUGAACGAAGCGUAUCUUCAGCCGGUGGGAGGGUUGAGUAAAGAGUCGUUCAAGAAGCAUUCGCAUUCGAAGAAGUUGGCAUUUGUGGAUGGCGUAGCAGCUUUGUAUAGAUUUUCUGCUCUCACACCAUCCAAACCAGUAGAACAGUGUUUCAGUACAUUGUCAAGAGAUGCAGAUUUGACCAGUUCAGAGACAGACUCGAGUUCUGAAUGUGGCAGACACAGUGUGGCACUUCAACAGCCGAUGGGUCAAUCAGGUGGGAAAAUUGGGAAAAUAACAAGGCAAGGAUUCUUAAUGAAAAAGGGACAUCGGAGACAUAACUGGAAAGCGAGAAAGUUUGUAUUGCACAAGGGUGCAAGUGGUUUGCUGUAUUAUCGAGGAUCUAAGGAGGAAGAGCCACUGGGUUCAAUUCUUCUUGAGGGCUGCACCGUGGAAGAAGUGGAACAGAAAGAAGGGCUUCCUGCACUCAGUAAAUCACGUCGUGAUCAUCUAUUUAUCAUCCGUACUGCUACUGGUGUCGUCUACCUUCUUCAAGCAUCAACAAGAGAAGAAAUGCAGUCGUGGAUCGCUGCCAUCAGAGUCGCCAGUUAACAGUUUUAUAGUACACAAAACACAACCAACACCUUGAAUUAGUAGAGAAUCAAUGAUAGUUUUGUUAUACAUUGUGAUACUGUUUGUAGCAUUUGUACCACGGAUUGACAUAUAUGCUUGUCUCACACAGAACUGUAGGUGUUGUGUACUGAAAGUCAGUAGCUCUAGCCUAUUGACUGGAUAUAAAUGCAACUGUACAAAACUAGUUGAUAGAUAUUGAAUUUGUUACAUAAAAAGGUUGAUUAUUAUUU
Corticium candelabrum is the source of this 1462-nucleotide messenger RNA. RefSeq names its product pleckstrin-like. Gene Ontology annotation, biological process: intracellular signal transduction. The record is from RefSeq and is a predicted model, not a curated record. Lineage: Eukaryota; Metazoa; Porifera; Homoscleromorpha; Homosclerophorida; Plakinidae. The transcript has 12 exons. Bases 42 to 1211 code for a protein of 389 amino acids.